AUGACGAAGUACUUCAGCUUUGCAGCGACAUGUAACCGAUGGUUCCGCUUCUCCUUUUCCUGGGCGGGCCUGAAACCGACCACCAUCGACCUUGGUGACGGCACGGUCGUGCACUGUUGGGUACCCAAGACGUACGAACCCAACAAACCCGACUUGCUCCUCUUGCACGGCCUCGGAGUCAACGCCAUGUGGAACUGGAACGAGUUCAUCUCAUCCUUCAUCGCUGGAUUCAACGUGUACGUGCCUGAUCUCUUGUUCUUUGGCGACUCCUACACUGUGCGGCCUGAGCGGACUGAGCAGUUUCAGGCUCAGUGCAUCGCAGGAGUCUUGGAGGAUCAGGGAGUGAGGAAGACAAACGUGGUGGGGAUGAGUUACGGCGGAUUCGUGGGGUAUAGCUUGUCUGCGCAGUUCCCGGAGAUGGUUGAGAAGUUGGUUCUGUGCUGUGCAGGGGUAUGUAUGGAGGAGAAGGACAUGGAGGAUGGGAUGUUUUCGGUGAAGAGCUUGGACGAAGCCCUUACUUUUCUGCUUCCACAGACGCCGGAGAAAGUGAAGGAGAUGUUUGAGGUCACCUUUUACAAGCCGGUGACGAGAAUGCCCACUUUCAUCAUGCAGGAUCUCAUUGAUGUUUUGUGGACGGAGUACCUUCAAGAAAGGAUAGGGCUGGUCAAUGCAAUGUGCAAAGAUAGGAAGAUGUCUAAUCUUCCCAAAAUAACUCAGCCAACACUGAUAAUCUGGGGGGAAUAUGAUAAAAUCUUUCCAUUGGAACUGGGUCACAGAUUAAAGAGGCAUUUGGAUGAAAACGCGCGACUAGUGGUUAUAAAGGAUUGUGGUCACGCGAUGAAUAAAGAAAACCCCAAAGAGAUGUACAAACACAUCGAGGCGUUCCUCGGCAAUCCACUCCUUUCACCUAAAUCAAACUAG
Messenger RNA from Eucalyptus grandis, 921 nucleotides. Its product is annotated as 2-hydroxy-6-oxononadienedioate/2-hydroxy-6-oxononatrienedioate hydrolase. The record is from RefSeq and is a predicted model, not a curated record. Gene Ontology annotation, molecular function: catalytic activity. Bases 1 to 921 code for a protein of 306 amino acids. The transcript is spliced from 6 exons. Lineage: Eukaryota; Viridiplantae; Streptophyta; Magnoliopsida; Myrtales; Myrtaceae.